Messenger RNA from Danaus plexippus (monarch butterfly), 2321 nucleotides. RefSeq lists its product as uncharacterized. Gene Ontology annotation, molecular function: zinc ion binding. The transcript is spliced from 11 exons. NCBI's taxonomy places the organism in Eukaryota, Metazoa, Arthropoda, Insecta, Lepidoptera, Nymphalidae. Bases 238 to 1782 code for a protein of 514 amino acids. The record is from RefSeq and is a predicted model, not a curated record.
AAUAUUUUCUAAACCCAGGGAUUUAAAUUUUACUUUUAAUAAUUUUACGUUUUUAAAACAUUGUCAUCGUGUCUGUUUAAUCUAAAUAGUUACGAGAGAAAAUCUAUAUCAAAUAUUAUUUCUAAACUAUGACAGCUUUAUUCGUUUUCAGAAUAUGAUUGUAUAAUGUUUUAGUCAUUGUCUUCUACCGUUAAUUAUUGUAAUCAGUAAUUUAAUCCUUCGAAUUUCCUGUGAAUAAUGGAAGAAGCGGAGAAUAAGGUUUGCCAUAACUGCAAGCGUGAGAUACCUCUCGCUAACUUCACGAUUCACGCGGUGCACUGCGCUCGCAACAUCCGACUUUGUCCUGUUUGCAAGGAGCCGGUGCCUGUGCAGGACUUGCAGCAACAUCAUGACGACCAACACAAGCUUGUACCAUGCAAGCAGUGCGGCGAGGACGUAUGCGGUACCGAUAUGGAGGAUCACGUGAGGGACUCGUGCGCACUCACCAUGCAGACUUGCAGAUUCUGUACCCUAGAGCUGCGUCGCCGCGAGCUGCCCGCCCACGAGCGUUACUGCGGCGCGCGCACCGAGCUGUGCGAGUGUGGCGAGUGGGUCAUGAUGAAGUAUAGGCAGCUGCACAUCGACUCCAACCACGGGUUUAUCAGACUCGAUGAUGACCCAGUACCAAUACAAAGUAUUAAGGCGUCAGUGUCGAAGCAGAAGGUUACAACAGAUAAAACACCUCUGUCAAACGGACUGAAUAAUUUAAAUCGUUCAGCAUUCCCACGGAAGAACAAUUCAAGAGACUUGAACAUUGCUGCUGAUCAAACAGCCUCCACAAGUUCACAAAAACCCACCGCUAUGGCCAGUACCAGUAAGGGGAACAGUUCAAAGACGAAAGAGGAAAAUAUUACGAACGCCAACGGAGCUAUUCCCAGGGCGAAAAGAAUAGAGAGACAGCAUCCAGGGAAUGAUAGUAAAGAUAAAGUAAAGAACUCUAGUUCCCGUGGUUCCAUGAAGAAGCGGCCUGCUCCUCCUCCCCCAGCUUCCUCGGCGCCCGUGCUGCAGGCAGCGCUCCAGCGACAGCAGCGAGAGGAGACGCAGCGGCAACUUCAGAACCAGGAGAACUUAGCAAGGGGUCUGCCGCCGAUUCUGAACCCAGCUGAGAAAUUAGAGAGACUUCGGAAAAUGGACGCUCUUCACCAAAGGGAACCAGACGACCAGUCAUGGAAGAACCGGCUGCAAGGAAGAGUGUGGUCGAGGCCACAUGUCUACCCCAUCGGUCAUGUCCUUAGUGGACAGACGGAUGUGGCCGGUGAAGUGAGGAAGGAACUAAAAAACUUAAAGCCGAUGACUCCCGAGGAGUUCAAUGACAGAUAUAGAAACAUUCAAAGUGAAAGACAGGACCGAUUCAAAGAGAUAAAGACCUCUUUAAGGGAACUAAGGAGAGGACUCAAUGAGGUCAUAGCGCCGUACAAUUCAAACUCAAACGCAGACACCAAUCACAGUCGUCAUGAGGAGGAGGCUCCAUGCGAGUUCUGCGGCACCAGCGUCCUGCUGGAAGAUCUGGUCCUGCAUCAGACCGGUUGCCGGCCGGACCUGGCCCAGUACCGCAGUCCGCCCCCCUCCCCUGGCCCUCGCCCCCCCGCAGCUAGCCCCCCGCCCCGCAGAGCUUCCCGCUCGCCGGAUCCCCCCGCGCCUCUCAUACCCUGCGAGUUCUGCACCAGAUUGUUGCCCGUGCAUCUCGUAUGCCACCACCAGGAACGUUGCGGAGCAGAGAGAAACAUUUUAUUUCCAGACUAAAAUAUUAAGUUAAGCUCAAAUCCAAAAACAAUGACAAUAAUUAGAGUGUAUUUCAUAUUAAUAGCAUGACAACUGUUACUGAUAAUGAAAUGUUUAUUUUUCUAUAAAUAUAUUAGGUGUGAAACAAUUCUAUUAUAACUGGGUACAACCCGCUGGGAUAAUUAUAUUGGUGCCGUUAAUUAAUUACUAUUAUAAGGUGCAUAUAUUUGGUAAUUUUUUAAUAGAUAUUAAGUAUGUUGUGUCGAUAUAGUGUAUUAGGUGAUUUUCUCGUUUUGUUUAAAUAAUUUCUAUGUUUAUGAAUACAUGGAGCUGGUGUCACAGAUGCAAAAAGAUAUAUUUUUUUUAAUUUAAAUAAUUUUAACUAUUCUAAAUAAGUGCCUUCUUUUCACUGCCAUCAAAUGUCUAUUUUUUCAUCCUUGUUAUUCUUGUGUUACUCUUUGCAAUGUUUUUUAUUAUAACUAAUUAGAUAUUGUGUAAUCAAAAUAUAUAUUGUAAACUGUCUGUAUGUUAGUUAAUGAAUAAAGUAAAUGUUUUAUGUU